Molecule: messenger RNA, 3173 nt
Organism: Helianthus annuus (common sunflower)
Lineage: Eukaryota; Viridiplantae; Streptophyta; Magnoliopsida; Asterales; Asteraceae
Product: glutamate receptor 3.6
Exons: 7
Coding region: 192-3026 (944 amino acids)
Cellular component (GO): plasma membrane
Molecular function (GO): glutamate-gated receptor activity
Source: RefSeq, a predicted model, not a curated record
ACUUCAAAAUAGACAUGUGAACAAAAUGGACUUGUGUUUUCUUACAUCAUUCAAGAAUCCUGUGACGAUUUAUCCCUUUUUUCUGAAGUUUAAAAUAUUAUUUCUAUACCGUAAAUGUAACCCUUCUCCAGUUUUACCUAACACUGCUCGUCCUUUAUCUGGUACACGAAACCGGCUUGUUUGUUAGAGAAAUGCCUAUGAAUUUGGUUUGGGCAUUGGUAGUUUUGGUGGUUAAUUUCAGUGGAUGUUUUACUGAAGGAAUGAACAAUACCAGUGUUUCUACAAGACCGGAUGUCGUAAAUGUUGCGUCUAUAUUGACAUUUGAUUCCAUCAUUGGAAAAGUGGCGAAAAUAGCUUUACAGGCUGCAAUUGAAGAUGUUAAUUCUGAUCCAACUAUACUUAAAGGAACCAAGUUGAAAAUAACUUUUCAUGACUCCAAUUACAGUGGGUUCCUAAGUAUGAUGGCAGCUUUACAAGUCAUGGAGACAGAAGCCGUGGCCUUAAUCGGCCCCCAAAGCUCGGUUUUAGCUCAUGUGAUUUCCCAUGUGGCGAACGAGCUUCAAGUUCCUCUUCUGUCAUUCACAGCUACUGAUCCGACAUUAUCUUCACUUCAAUAUCCGUUCUUUGUCCGUACAACUCACAGUGAUCUUUAUCAAAUGGCUGCCAUAGCAGACAUAGUUGAAUACUAUGAAUGGAGACAUGUUAUAGCAAUUUACAUAGAUGAUGAUCACGGCAGAAAUGGAAUAAUAUCAUUAGGCGAUCGGUUAGCAGCUAGAGGAUGUAAGAUCUCCCAUAAAGCGCCUAUCAGCCCCCAAGCCACCAAAACCGAUAUAAGCGAUGUUUUGGUUCAAGUUGCGUUAAUGGAGUCAAGAGUUCUUGUUGUCCACACUUAUGCCAAUUCGGGAUUAGAUAUACUUGAAGUGGCUAAAAGUCUUCAAAUGUUGGAUAAUGGGUAUGUUUGGAUUGCUACAAACUGGCUCUCUACCAAUAUUGACAUUAGUUCGCCGCUUCCUUUGAAUACAAUAGAUGUUAUGCAAGGGUUUAUCACACUGAGAUCAUACACAAAAGAAUCAAAUCUCACAAGAAAGUUCGCUUCUGAGUGGCGAAACUUAACCACAUUUGGAUUAAGUACUUACUGUUUAUAUGCAUACGACACGGUUUGGCUGCUCGCUCGUGCGCUUGACGCUUACUUCGAUCAUGGUGGAAACAUGUCAUUUUCAAAAGAUAUUCGGUUGAACGUGCUAAAGGGAGAAAUCUUGAAGCUUAAUUCUUUAAGCAUCUUUAAUGGUGGAAACUUAUUGCUUCAAGAUAUCUUAAAGGUUAAAAUGAAAGGAUUAACUGGAGUUGUAGAGUAUACUUCUGACAAAGAUUUGGUUUUUCCGGCUUAUGAGGUUCUUAAUGUGAUUGGUACAGGCGUUAGAAAAAUCGGGUAUUGGUCAAAUUCUUCGGGUUUGUCAUCUAUUCCUCCAGAAACAGUCAACAUGGAUCCACUUCACCAAUCAAGUUCUUCUGAAGCAUUGCACGAUGUGAUUUGGCCCGGUCCUACAAUGAAAAAACCGCGUGGAUGGGUAUUUCCUGAGAAUGGGAGACAGAUGGUAAUCGGUGUUCCACAUCGAGUGAGUUAUACAGAAUUUGUGGGACAGUCGGAGGACACUAAUGCUUUCAAAGGAUACUGCAUUGAUGUUUUUACGUCUGCUGUUAACUUACUGCCGUAUGCUGUUCCUUAUAAGUUUCAAUCCUAUGGAGAUGGUGUCAAGAACCCAAGCAACACCAAGCUCGUGAGCUCGAUAGACGCUGGUGUUUUUGACGCUGCGGUGGGAGACAUUGCUAUAACUACUAAUCGGACACAACUAGCAGAUUUUUCGCAACCAUUUAUUGAAUCUGGGCUUGUUGUAGUGGCACCUGUUACGAGAUCAAAGUCUAGUACUUGGGCUUUCCUUAGACCGUUCUCUCCUUUAAUGUGGUGUGUUUCAGGGAUUUUUUUCAUAGUUGUUGGAGUUGUUGUUUGGACUCUAGAACAUCGUAUAAACGAUGAAUUUCGUGGUCCUCCUAAGAAACAGAUUGUCACAGUUCUAUGGUUUAGCUUUUCAACUAUGUUUUCCUCCCACAGAGAAAACACACUGAGCGCUCUGGGUCGUAUGGUUCUAAUUCUAUGGUUAUUUGUGGUUCUGAUAAUAAAUUCAAGCUAUACUGCUAAUUUGACCUCAAUCUUGACGGUUCAAAAACUUUAUUCGCCUAUCAAAGGAAUAGAUAGUUUAAUGGCAAGCAAAGAUCCCAUUGGGUACCCAGAAAACUCAUUCGUCCGUAAUUAUCUAAUAGCUGAAUAUGGCAUUCAUGAAGAUCGAUUAAUUCCUCUGUCGUUGCCUGAAGACUUUGAAAAGGCGUUAAAGGCGGGUCCAAAUCAUGGUGGUGUUGCUGCAGUUGUUGAUGAGCGCGCAUACCUUGAACUGUUUCUUUCAACCAGGUGUGAUUUCAGCAUUGUUGGUCAAGAAUUCACCAAAAAUGGAUGGGGAUUUGCCUUCCCACGGGACUCUCCUUUAGCAGCCGAUCUGUCAACAGCUAUUCUAAAACUAUCGGAAAACGGCGAGCUGCAAAGGAUCCAUGACAAAUGGUUACUGAGAAGCGCGUGCAGCUCACAAGGAACAAAAUUUGAAGUUGACCAGCUCGAAUUCGCAAGCUUUCAAGGCCUGUUUUUUAUAUUUGGAAUGGCUUGUUUUCUUGUGCUUAUCAUAUACAUUGCACUAACAAUACGCCAAUUUUACAAACACUAUCCGGACCUUUCUGAGACAACUGGAAGAAGCAUCCAGUCGGGACCCAUUAAAACAUUCAUUUCGUUUGUUGAUGAAAAAGAAGAGACGACAAAAGCGCGUUCAAAGAGAAAGUUUUCAGAAGGAAGUUCAAGCACGACGUAUGCAAAUAAUGCUGCGAUGCAGAACUAUAAUAGCAACAGGACGUACGCAUCUAAUGCAUCGUUACAGAACUAUAAUGGCAGCAGGAUAGAUAUGUCAGUGGACACCCUCAAAUGAUCAAAAUGUUGUAAUGUCAGUCAUAUGUGUACCAUAGCAGAUAACCUAAAGUUCCACAUUUAGAUUAAUCUCAUAGUUUUAUGGUUGAUCCAAACCCUAGACAUGUUACUUUAUAUAUAAAAGAUUUGCAUCAAUUUGCAUAGAGUU